AGGACCGUGCCCGGGUCUCCCCCGCUCGCCGCCAGCCGAGCCGGGGGGCCGCGGGGCUUUAACCGUGUGCGGGGCGGAUUCGCCACUUUUUCCGGGGGAGGCCCGCGGUUAAAAGUUUUCUGCGGAGGUCACUAUCACAUGAUAAAGGCUUUGGGACAGCUUCAUCUUCGUCUGUCUGUCAUUUCCAUUUGCUUUCCUGGGCAUCAACUAACUACAUUUUACAAACAUUUCAGAACCAGUGCUACCUGCCCCCGUUUUGCAGAUGGCAGAGUAGACCCAGGGAUGUUCAGGUCACAGUAAUGAAAGGCAGUAGUAGGAAUAAGGAUCACUCGACAGAAGGAGAAGGAACUGGGAAGCGACCAAAAAGGAAGUGUCUUCAGUGGCAUCCCCUGCUUGCCAAGAAACUCCUUGACUUCUCUGAAGAGGAAGAAGAGGAAGAAGAAGAAGAAGAUAUUGAUAAGGUGCCGCUCCUUGGCCCUGAUGGUUUAGAGCAGGAUGCUGAUGAGACUGAAGAUGACGAGUCCUCAGAGCAACGAGCUCGCCGACCAAUGAAUGCAUUUCUCUUGUUCUGCAAACGCCACCGCUCUCUUGUGAGAAAAGAACACCCUCGCCUCGAUAAUCGUGGCGCAACCAAGAUCUUGGCAGAUUGGUGGUCUGUUCUAGAUCCAAAAGAAAAACAGAAAUACACUGACAUGGCCAAGGAGUACAAGGAUGCAUUUAUGAAAGCAAACCCAGGGUACAAGUGGUGCCCCACAACCAACAAACCUGUGAAAACCCAGACAUCCAGUGUUACGAACAGGAAAAAGUUAUGGGCCAUUGCAUCAGAUUCUGCAAAAGACUUACCGAGCCCAAGGAAAGUAACCAAAAGUGAAGAAAUGCCACAGCUUAACUUUGGGAUGGCAGAUCCUACACAAAUGGGAGGCCUAAGUAUGCUGCUUCUAGCAGGGGAACAUGCACUUACUGCACAAGAGGUUUCCUCCAGCACCUGCCAGUCUGAUGCAACUAAUUCUACAGAAGCCUGUCAGAAGUCAUCAUUGUUUCAGUUUGCAGAGAUCUCUUCAAACACAUCACAACCUGGAGUCCCGGGGGCAGUAAAACAAACGGAGGAGUCCGCAUUGUUUCAGUUUGCUGAGAUCUCAUCAAAUACUUCCCAGUUGCCAAGUCCUGAGCCAGUAAAGCACUGUGGGAAGUCGGCACUCUUCCAGUUGGCAGAGAUUUCUUCAAGUACAUCCCAUUCAGGGCCUUCUGAUUUAACAAAACAGUGUGGAACAUCAGCAUUAUUUCAGCUGGCAGAGAUGUGCCUUGCUUCAGAAGGAGUAAAAGUGAAAGAACCUGGGAAAACAAAAGUGGAAGCACUGGAAGAUCUGGGAGGGGAAGUUUCAGAGGAAAUGGAAGUAGAACUGGAGAAAACAACAGUAAAAGACUCCUGUAAAGGAAAAGUAGAACAAUCAGAGAUAGACAAAAUUCAAAAUUUGGAUGAAACAAAAACUGAGGAAUCAGAAACUGCAAAAUGCAGAGAUUUUACUAGUCUUGCAAUGGAAAACAGUCCUUUUGACAGAAAGGAUAAUACAAAGGAUCACAUGUGCUGUUCUCCAGAAUUUUUCCUGGGUGACAUGAAUAUCCUUGGGCUAAAGCCGGAAAAAAUAAAGAAGAAAAAGAAAAAAAAUAAGUUGGACCGGCACACAAAUGAAAAAUCCACCCCCAAGAAAUCUUGUAAAAAAAGGCAGUCCUCCGAGUCAGACAUUGAAAGUGUAAUGUACACAAUUGAAGCUGUUGCAAAGGGGGACUGGGGUGCUGAGAGACUCACGGAUACUCCCCGCAAAAAAAACCGCCCUGUCUCGAGUGUGAAGGGAAGCGUGUUGGAUACAAAAUCACCAAAGAAAAAAGUGAAAUCGAAAGAGAAGAAAACAUCGAAGGAAAAACUGAUGGAGACCACCAAAGAAUCAAAGCCUCCCGAUUUCCUUAGUAUUGCAGCCAGCAAGGAAGUACCGUGUGAGGCUUCUGAUAACAUUAAAGUGGAACCACUGACCCCGACAGAGGAGGUGGUACCCCAAAGCUUACCAGAACAGGUCAAAACUGAGGACAGUGACUGUGUUAAAAAGAUAGAAACCUGUGGCUCCAGGAAGUCAGAGAGAUCUUGCAAAGGUGCUCUUUAUAAAACUCUGGUGUCAGAGGGCAUGCUCACAUCUCUGCGCGCUAAUGUGGACAGAGGAAAAAGAAGCUCAGGAAAAGGCAACUCCUCAGAUCAUGAAGGAUGCUGGAAUGAAGAAAUCUGGGCCUUUUCCCCAAGUGGGACAAGUGGGAACAAAAAGCUGAAAAAGACUAAGCCAAAGGAAGAGUUUGUUUUUGGCUUAGCAAAAUUGGAAGAAGAAUUUGCAAAGAAAUUCAACAGCCUCCCUCAAUACAGUCCUAUUACCUUUGACAGGAAAAAUUCAGCUGUUCCGAGGAAAAAGCGAAAGAUGGGAAGCGGCUCAUGUGAACUACCAAAAUCCAACAAAGCCAUACUACUAGAAGACAGAAAUUCCAGUGAGUCUGCCUGGAAGAAUAAAAUUUCUAUAUCUGCCCUAAACACUCCAGAGCCAGCAAUGAUGCAUGAGCCUUUAGUUGGCAGCCAGAAAAGAAAAGCAAGGAAAACUAAGAUCACACAUCUUGUCCGAACAGCAGAUGGUCGAGUGUCACCAGCAGGAGGGACACUGGAGGAGAAGCCAAAAGAGCUGCCACAAAGUACUCUUCAAAAAACAUCAAGUGCAGAAACAGAUUACAACAGUGAAUGCUCCAGAAAUGCAGAGACGGAAGAAAAUCAUAGUAUUACAUCAGAUAUGCCAGCGGUGUCUGCAUUUUUUAGCUUAGCUGCUCUGGCGGAAGUAGCAGCCAUGGAAAAUGUGCACAGAAGUCAGAGGGCCACACCUCUCCCACACGAUGGACAGCCAAAUGAAAUGUCUCAGGCUCCAGUGCUUAUUUCCUGCGCUGACCAGUGAAGCUCUACUUUAUUGUAAAACAUUGUGCUUUACCUAAUAUCCUAGCCUUGUCUUUACCAAGGGAAGCUAGUCAGUCCAUAUGAUGGAACUAGAGACUGCAAUAAAGUGCUUAUUGCUCUGAGUGGCCCAGAAUUCACUGGAAGCCAGACGUUAGCAACUUGGGCCAGGUCCUCAAAUCGGAACCCAGUAUGUAGGAGGGUGAUAUUAAUUGUCUAUUAAUGAACAGAAAUGAAGUGGAAUGAUCCCAGAGCUUGCUUUCUAUUGAAGGCUUUUAAACAGUAAAUAGAUGGUUGGUGUGAAAAAGGCUGCCUUUACUGUUAGCUCACACAGCAUCUCUUUUACCAACCAGAGAGUACGGCAACUAGUUUCAUAUAAUACCUAGUUACUCUAAAUGAAAAUGAAAAAAGGAAAAAAAAAAACCAACAAAAACACUGACGCACUGCACUAGUUAUUAUUAGAUAUUCUUAGUCAUUUUUGUACAUGAAGAUUUAAGUUCUAAGAUGGUUUAUAUUAAUAGGGUAUGCCUACGUUUAUAUUGUAGAGUGAAUUUAAAACCUGUUCCAGAGAACUCAAGGCAGCCUGGACAGAUGUACCAUUGUUAGCGGUGUUUGGGCAGCCAUGUGGUCCAGAUGUUCUGCACUUUUAUAUUUGCCACCAGAGUGGUAGAGUUUACUGGGAAAAAUUCUGACAGGCUAUAUUUGGGUUUGUUUCUUUUUAAUUUAGCUUUGAAUAACCAGGAUGAUGUGCAUUAGAAAAAGGAGUGGUGUAUGGAAAAGCAAAUACUGCAGAUAAUUGACUUGUCUUUCAUGCCUUGAAGGGUUCCUUUAUUUUUGCAUAGAUACCUGAGCGACUUGGUGAAACUUUCCUGUAAACAAAAAGUACUGCAAAUGCGUUUUUCAAAAGUGACCUUAGUAUUAUUUCACCGUUCUGAAAAACCUAAAACCAUGACUUUUCGAUAUACGUGUACAUCAAUACACAUACAUUUUACAUUUUACAGACACUGGCAUUGUUGUAGUUACUAUGCACAGUCCAAAUCAGCUUCAGAGUUUGCAUAAAGGGCCAAUUACAGUUCGUGUUGGUCAAGUGGGCAAGUUGUAUACAGAUAAACUACAACCGAAGAAUAGCAUUUGACUGAAUUCAGACUACCAAACAGAUCCAUCUGCCAGUUUCUGUCUUUGCUUGUGUUGAAUUUUUGUGUUUUGCUCUCAUAAAUACAUCCCAAAAGCAGGCCAAAUGUAUCACUUGGCCUGUUAUCUUCACUAUCUUGACUUACACUCUUGUAUAACCAAGCAUUGAUUCCUACCAAUAGAUGCAAAAUGAUCACUAGUAAUUGAUCUAAAGCUACAAAUUCAACAGGGUACUUCUUCUAUAGCACAAGAUGUUUCCCUACUUUUUGCAUUGUAGCACAACAAUUUACCAAAUUGGACUCCAGCAAUAAUUUUCUAUUAGUCUUCGUCAUACCGGCUGAACUUUUGAUAGUAUUAGAUUGCGUUUGAAGUUCUUUGAAUUAAGUCUUUAAAUGAUGCGAGUUUACAUCAUUCUAUCAGGCAUUCUUAUUUAUACUUGACUGAAUUGAUAAUGUGUUUUGGGGUUAUUUUGUAACUAAUUUGAUGUAAUAGCCAUACGGACCGUAACUCUAUUAAUGCUUGCUAGGUUUAGCCUUUCAUUGUUGUAGUUAAGUGAAAGUCUCUGGUUCAGUGUCAGGAAACAAUAUACAGUGUACCACAUGAGUUUUAAGAAAGGAUUAAAGGUCUGACAAAAGGCAGGUAGCUGGGGAAGUGUCACUGAAACAGCACCAUUGAGGAUGCACGUGUUGAAAGAAGGGAACAACAGAAGAACAACAAAAUUUACAAGCCAAUGAGUCAGUGAAAAGGUUUUUUAAAAAAUUCAGGUAAAUAAGAGCCCCUAGAAUGCCAUUGCAGCCUAUGGCGGUAUUUGAAAUAAGAUUUUAUUGAAGUUUUAUAAGUUAUUUUAACAAGACAGGAAAAACUUAAAACUUGUGGGUCACAGCAGGGUGGCUGUUGGAGUUUUGGACCACUUUAUAAUUAGCUGAAAUCCAAAUAUGUUACAGUGCAGGCCGUUCACGUUGACAAUGGUACUAACUUAUUUCUCUAGAAACCUUUAGAGUAGAUAUAUUUUUGUCAAAGCACCCCAUCCUUCCUCGAUUUAAAUUUCAAUAUUGUUCCUGGAGAUAUUUCUGUAUAUUAAUGGUACCUUUUUUAAAAGAAACAGAAAAUUACUUUUUUCUAUAUAAAUUAAUAUCUUACUUGAUCUGCUUUUCCUUGACUUUCCCUUAGAGAGGGGGUAGGGUUGGGUCAGUUUACUGGAUAUGACUGUUUUCAGAUACUUAUAAACCUUUUUGUAGAUAUGCUUAAUUUUUAAGCGAUUAGGCACUGAGAGUAGCAGAAAUCCUGCAAAGCUUUAUAGUUCACUAGGCAUUUGCCUUUGUUGGUUCUCUGAGUGAUGUCUCAAUUUGAGUAGCUAGAAUUUUCCCUGAAUCUACUAGAAGGAGUAUCAGUAUUUUCAGGUAACAAAGUCUGUUAGCACAACAAAAAUUUCAGACCAAUAUCUUACUGUAUUGGGGUUGGGUUUUUUCCUUAUUUGUUUUGUUUUAAUUUUUAUUAAUUUCAGCUGCUUUCAUUUUGGAAAAUCUUAUUGCUAUUGUGUGUACUUCAGUAUACCAGCAAACACUGUUACCUGUUAAAACAUUGUCCACAAAUGCCUCUAGAGAAGAAAUUGUUGCACCUUAUGUAUAUCUCAAGCAAACCAAAAUAUGAUGCUUUUCUGCUUUGUUUAUUCUGAAUAUGUUGUAUCAUACUUUACUGAACCCAUUUUAACUUAGCUAAAGCUAUCAAUAUUUAUGCAUUUCACAUUAUUUUCUGGAUCUGAACCUGUGUAUAAAUCUUUCUUUAAAAAAAAAAAAAGACAAGCAUUUACUGUAGUCGUCCUCUGUGACUUAUCCAUGGGAGGGGGGAAUCUUGUCUCAAGUGUAAAAUGCAGUACUGUCCCAGUUUUCCUUGGCUUUUAUUUAUUUAGUCAUCUUCGAUAUUUCAUAUGUAGUUUUAAGGUAAACAAAAUACAUUGUCGUAGCUGAAGCUACAGAUCUAAGCAGCUGGGAGAAAAUUACUGUAAUGUCUUCUUAAUUGUUCUAGUACUGUAUACAAAUAUGGGAAAAACGUUCUGCAGAACAUUUGAGAUGCAGAUUCUUAUCCCCACAGUAGGCUGUUUUCCACAUAUUAGACCAAAUCAAUCAAAACUCCAUGAUCUUAUAGGUCCUUUCUGACUAAAUGAUUCUAAAAACAUCUAUGGAGAUUAUUUAGUGCUCUGCUUAUGGCAGUACCUACCCCUUGAAUGUGCUGUGAUUUCAGAAAAGAAUAUAUUUAUUUAAGAUGACUGAGUGCUCUUUUAUACUGAUACAGUAUCCCAAAGUCAUGAGCAAGAGACUUCUUGGUAGUUUGGGUUUCUAUUUUAUAGCAUUGUUGCAUGACUUUUGAAAUUUAAGUGAUAAGCAUUGUUGGAAAGGGGCACAGGAACAAGGGACUGGUAGAAGUGUGUGAAUUUGUGGUGUUUAAAUUUCAGCUUUGGUCUUUAUUAUUUGAGUGAAAGCUGCCUCUGUAGCACAAGGCUGAGAAGAGCAUUCUGCAGUUUGUAUCACGUAGAGAGUUGUAACUCACAUCAGGAACAAGGGAAUGCCUUAUAGUUUGGAUGCUGUCUUUUACAACAGGAUAAUAAAUUGAAGCAGUUUUAAUUUCCACUGCCUAUUUAGCUACUGUACAGAUACUGAACAGACUGAAGGCAACAGUUAUAGACUUGUGAAAGCUGAGAGAGCAUGAAAGGAAAGCUGGCCUUUAUUCUCAGUAUGGCAACAAAGGGGAAUUAGAAAAAAAGAUAGAUGUAUAUUUAUACGUGUGUGUGUGUGUGUGUGUGUGUGUGUGUGUGUGCGCCUGCCUGGGUGUGUACAUUCUGCAAAAAAAAUAAUGUAGGAAAACCAGAGACAUGAUGGGUCUACAAGACACUAUGAUGUAUGUUGACCCUUUUUAGUGCACUCCCUUUUUUUGAAUGCUGAGUCUAAUAUGGCUACCUCUCCUAAAAGACUACUUUCGUUAACUUCCAUUUGCUUUCGUGCUUGAUCAUGUAAUCUUUUUGGCCAUUGAUACCAUUUGUAUAUUGCUGUGUGCUUUAUUUUCCAAGAGCAACAUUUAUAUAGUGCAGAAAAUGUAAAGGCUGAAUAUAUGGUGGUAGCCAAACUAUGUUGCUGGAGCUUUUUUAUUUAUCUUCUGCCAUAGUCAUAUGGGUUGCAGGACGUGGGCCCACUAGCUCUCCUUGGUUCAGUGAGAUCAGAUUUUGUAACAGCAGCAAAUGCAGCAAUCCUGGGGUGGUGGGCUUCUGAUGUUUCUGUAGGUGACAGAGUAAGCCAAGAGCUGCUCUUGAAACUUCUUCUGGAGUUUACGUUUGCAAUCCUGAUUUCACAAGGAAACAUAACUGUGCAACUUGUGUGUUGUAUUCCAUACAUUAUCCAUUAGAUGCUGUCUGUUUGCCGUGCUUGUUUGAUAGAUUGUAGAGCUCCUAGGUGUCUUUGCCAUGUUUUGUAAUACUCGUGGCAUUCUCCUUACCUUGUACAUAUUGUGGAACUGUCAACUAGAGCUGCCAGGAUGCUGAGGCAUUUCAGGACACUGAGUGCCAUGAACGAGUCCAUUUAGGCUGUGAAAGAGUUACUUGCCUCCUCCUCUGAAUUCCCCAGUAAAAAGGCGCAGUGAGGUUUAUGCUGUCACCUAAGUACUAUUAUACUCAUUUAUAUACUCAUGAAUUGACAACUUUGAAGAAGCUUAUGAGAUAGAUGUAUAUUUUAUGUUCCCCCACUAAUUCUUUGAAGGCAGAAAUCUAGAAAGACUUGACAUGAGAUCUCCACUCAGCAACACACCUAAGCUUAGGCUGGAAACCCUCCUUACUUAAGGGGCAGCAUUGUUGGCACUGUGACAGUGCAGGAGCCCCGAUCACGGACCACUACGCUCUUGGAGUUAAGCUUGGGCUUGCGUGAUGUUCCUGGGGGAGGCACGUCACUGUGACCUAGGGCCUUCAUUCAGAUGGAAUUUUUAAAAUGACUGCAAAUAGCCUAACAUUUGUUGAGUUCUUCCAAAGAAUUCCAUUGUAGUUUCAGGGUCUUGACUGUUAGCACAUACCAGCAGACCCUCAGUGUACUCUACUAGAAAAACCACACCUGUUCAGGUUAACUAACCAGGAUUCCGAAUGUAAUGGUCUAGUCUACUCUUUCCACCUCCACAACUGAAACCGUGUUUUCCCCUUCAUACUGCUACACUUUAAUCAGUGAUUGGGUCUUUGAAGGUGACAAAAGCAAGAGAGGCAUGUAUGUACAUGUGUCUGCACAUAUGUAUAUGUAUACAUACACACGUGGGAGUGCAGUGACUUGCAACAUGUACUCUGUACAAAAGUGUUGCCACGUUAGAUCAUAAAACAACUUGAGGUUUCUUAGAUGAUAGUUUUCCAACUUUCUUGCUAGAUUUUGGUCUCUUCCCUACACAUUACACCUUAAGGUUUGAGUUUCAAAAAUCACACCUGAAAAAAGCACGGAUCCUGCUGACCUGGAUGCUGCAAAAACCUUCUUUCUCAGCAGUGCUUGCUUUUAAUAGCCAGAAUCUGUUGACAGUUUUAACACAACUGAUUUGCCAUGAAUUUUCUUCUUAGAGCCCAAUCCUUCAACUUCUAUUCUCACAUGUAUUUCCAGUGAAUUUUGACCUAGUAUUUGGCUUUAUUCUCUCCGAAGUUUGGUGUAAACAUGCCUUACAAUAGUUCAUCUCCAUCAAUGGUAUAACAGAGCUACUGCCUUCUUAGAUGUGUGUAGAUAAGUCAAUGAGCACAUUUAUAGAAUGUCAUACUUUCUUCGAAAACCUCUAAUUUGAUACUUUUAAGUGCACAUGUUAAGUCAUGUGUAUAACAUGCUAAAGUACAUUAAACUGUGAUAAUGCAACUGAAUAAAAUAUUUAAUAAAAUAUUUGAAAUAUUUGAUAAGGACCUUUAAAUAGAUUUCUUUAUGUUCAUUCUAUUUUGGUUACCUAGUGUGUGCCUGUAAACAGUUUCCCGUUUAAAACUAAUGAUUGCAAAUAAAUACUAUUCAAAUGGA
Molecule: messenger RNA, 9117 nt
Organism: Lepidothrix coronata (blue-crowned manakin)
Lineage: Eukaryota; Metazoa; Chordata; Aves; Passeriformes; Pipridae
Gene: BBX
Product: BBX, HMG-box containing
Exons: 17
Coding region: 300-2978 (892 amino acids)
Biological process (GO): regulation of transcription by RNA polymerase II
Cellular component (GO): nucleus
Molecular function (GO): RNA polymerase II transcription regulatory region sequence-specific DNA binding; DNA-binding transcription factor activity, RNA polymerase II-specific
Source: RefSeq, a predicted model, not a curated record